Ruditapes philippinarum (Manila clam) is the source of this 634-nucleotide messenger RNA. RefSeq lists its product as uncharacterized. The transcript is spliced from 2 exons. Bases 62 to 634 code for a protein of 190 amino acids. The record is from RefSeq and is a predicted model, not a curated record. Lineage: Eukaryota; Metazoa; Mollusca; Bivalvia; Venerida; Veneridae.
GGAAAAAUAUGGGUGAACUGUGACUUCUGUAAUAAGUGGCUACAUACAGAUUGCUGUCUAAAUGAAGUUAACAUUGAAAGUGAUGACCCUUUCUGCUGUCCAGAAUGUGCCAAAUGAAAAAAAUGAGGAAUGUACAGAAGUGUUGGUAGGUCAGUGUGUAAUUAAAGGCUAUCACUCCUUCAAAAUUCGACCUCCAAUGAUAGAUGAUGCCCCUUUAUUAACUGUAGAUAGAGAAUAUUGUAACAUUCAUGACAAAAACGCAUGCUUGGUAUGGCUGCCUGGUUUAGAGGAGUAUAAAAGUGAGUUUCAUCAAUUAGAAACAGACAAAACACGCAAGCUGAAACUUAAUGAUAUAGCUGGCCUGCCGAUAGGUCAUGUCCCACGAGGUUUAGGUGGAUGUUUUCGUCAGAUACUUGACAGAAAGGAUUUAAUAUAUGCAGAGGUAACUGGUGAACCCCGGCCAAGUUUUCCACCUUGGCCAGCACCACAUGAGACUGGUGGUGGUGCUGUCAUCCCUUGUAGUUACAUAAUUAAGUGCAAGGAUGUUUCUACAACCACAGCUCUUAUUAGAAAUGCUUUACAGGAAAUGGAAGAGAAAACAGUCAUGACUGUAACAAGGAGGUGUUCAAAAUAG